Molecule: messenger RNA, 1710 nt
Organism: Ilex paraguariensis (yerba mate)
Lineage: Eukaryota; Viridiplantae; Streptophyta; Magnoliopsida; Aquifoliales; Aquifoliaceae
Source: the annotation of a GenBank genome assembly
AUGUCAAGCUUCCAUGUUGGUGGGAAAGUGGUGGAAAGAGUUGAUCCUCUGAGAAAGAGGUACUGGUCAUGGCGCUUGGACGUGUGGCCUUUUGCCAUUAUCUAUGCUGUUUGGCUGACAACCAUUGUUCCUAGCUUAGACAUUGUAGACGCAUUUAUAGUUCUUGGUGGCCUUUUCGCUGUUCACAUUCUAGUGUUCCUCUUCACCGUUUGGUCGGUGGUUUUUAAAUGCUUUGUCCAAUAUUCUAAGGUAAAUGGCAUUCACCAUGCAGAUGCUUGCAAAAUUACCCCAGCUAAAUUCUCUGGUUCUCAAGAAGUUGCGCAGCUUCAUUGUCGUGAGGUUCUGGCAGGUUCUUCAUCCCCAGUGGAUAUCAAAGAAAUCUAUUUUGACUUUAAAAAGCAACGGUUCAUCUAUUCAAAGGAGAAAGAAACCUUUUGUAAGCUUUCUUACCCUACCAAGGAAACAUUUGGCUACUAUCUCAAAAGUACUGGCCAUGGAACUGAUGCUAAAAUCGCUGCUGCUACUGAGAAAUGGGGACGGAAUGUUUUUGAAUAUCCUCAGCCCACAUUCCAGAAAUUAAUGAAAGAGCACUGCAUGGAACCCUUCUUUGUGUUUCAGGUAUUUUGUGUGGGACUAUGGUGUCUAGAUGAAUACUGGUAUUACAGCCUGUUCACUCUAUUUAUGCUGUUUAUGUUUGAGUCAACAAUGGCAAAAAGCCGGUUAAAGACUCUAACUGAGCUUAGACGUGUAAAAGUGGAUAGCCAGAUUUUAAUGGUGUAUCGUUGUGGGAAGUGGGUGAAGCUCCCGGGGACAGAUCUUCUGCCUGGGGACGUUGUGUCUAUUGGUCGUUCUACUGGUCAGAAUGGGGAAGAUAAGUCUGUUCCUGCAGACAUGCUUAUAUUGGCUGGAAGCGCAAUUGUGAAUGAAGCCAUUCUCACAGGCGAGUCUACCCCCCAAUGGAAGGUUUCAAUCAUGGGUAGAGGAAAUGAAGAAAAGUUAUCCAUUAGACGAGAUAAAAGCCAUGUUCUUUUUGGUGGCACAAAGAUAUUGCAGCAUACACCAGAUAAGACUUUUCCUAUAAAAACUCCCGACGGUGGCUGCUUGGCUGUUGUUCUACGAACUGGGUUUGAGACAAGCCAAGGAAAACUGAUGCGCACAAUAAUAUUUUCUACUGAGAGGGUUACUGCUAACAGCUGGGAAAGUGGGCUCUUUAUUUUGUUUUUGGUAAUAUUUGCAAUAAUAGCUGCUGGUUAUGUACUGAAAAAGGGGCUUGAGGACCCAACGAGGAGUAAAUACAAGCUUCUCCUGAGUUGUUCAUUGAUUAUUACUUCUGUGAUCCCUCCUGAGCUGCCAAUGGAGUUAUCAAUUGCUGUUAAUACAUCUUUGAUUGCACUGGCACGACGCGGGAUAUUCUGUACAGAACCUUUCCGAAUUCCGUUUGCUGGGAAGGUUGAUAUAUGCUGUUUUGACAAGACGGGGACACUGACUUCUGAUGACAUGGAAUUCUCUGGAGUUGGUGGGUUGACAGAGAGUGUGGAUUUAGAGACAGAAAUAUCUAAAGUGCAGGCCCGUACUGUGGAAAUCCUUGCUUCUUGCCAUGCUUUGGUUUUUGUAGACAACAAGCUGGUUGGUGAUCCCCUUGAGAAGGCUGCACUUAAGGGAAUUGAUUGGACCUAUAAAUCUGAUGAGAAGGCCCUGCCAAAAAAGUAA